UUUUAUUACUUUUCUUAACAAUUUUCAAUCGACGAGUCUCGGUUUUAAACGGAGAAUAUAAUGAUUAAUAUCACGCAAGACGCUUUGAAACUAAUUUCUGAGCAAUUGUCUCCGACGUCUCGUUUCAAUUUAGCUGCCAUUGAUCAAAGAUGUUUUGAUGCAGCGACAAAGUGGCAUGAUGUCAAGACAAUUGUGUUCGACGAGGAGGACGUGGUCAUGGCUGGUGCGAAUUUUGUGCACACUUUUGCAAACUCUUCAUUCGACAGAGCUAAUGAGAAUAAGGUGGUCACUAAUGCUGAAGCAAAAGAAGCCGUACUCAAACUGUGCCCAGCUGUGAAGAAACUUAUUAUCCAGACAAAGUUGUCUGAUUUCGAAGCCGUAAGACUCAACAAACUCAAUUUGAAGCUCACCAAGCUGUACAUCAGCAAUGAGAACUUGGGGCUGGUCAACUUUCCAAAGUUUGAAAAGCUGCGGACACUUCACCUUGUAGUCGACAGCACCAAAAAACUGAAGAUCGUGGAUGUCGUUGAGCCAAGAGUUCUGAAAGCCGGCUUCCCACAAACACUGACACGUGUAUGCUUGACAGGGAUUUAUCUGACUGAAAACCUGCUUGACCACUUGGCUUCUUUGAAAAAUUUGGCGUGCUUGGAUUUGAUUGGUUGUUUGGUGGACACAAGAGUCGGAGCAAAAUAUGUUUCGAAACUUGAAAAAAUGGAAAAUCUGGAUGAUCUGAGCAUCCCUCCAUCGAUGUUCUCAUUUUCUUCGAAAGUGAACACUUCUGUCGAUUUUAAUCUUUGCCAGCUGAAAGUUUCAAAGAUUGGGAUCUACAUGGACCAGUAUGAUGACGACAAUUUUUUCAGUCAAACGAGACAUUUUUUGCCGAAAAAUCUGAAGAUUCUUGUGAUUUUUGGAAACUAUUUUCCAAUGAAGAAGAAGAAGAACCAGUUGAGCGGGAACAAGAAUAUUUUGAUUCUCUUUGGUCCGAACACUUCCCUGGCUUCUUGUCCACAGGCAAAUCUCACUGAUGUCUAUCUCCUAUCACAUUUGGUUCGUCGUUCUCCAUACAUUCCACAGGAAUAUAGUCCGAACUUUUUGAGAAAUCACGAUGUCAUUAUUGGAAAUCUCGCUUGGCAGUUCAGUUUGAUUGAGUGGAAGGAUAAUAAUGGAUCAAGGAGAGAUGUGUUGGAGUUGAGAAAUCGAUUGAAUGUGGCUCCAGAUCAAGAUGUGGUGUUCGAGGGUGUCACUAUUGCACCACCAGUCAUUCUUGACAGAUUGGCGCGAUUUAGAGAGCGUCGUCGUAUGCCGAUUCCAGCUGGGUCUCCAAACGAGUUUCAAGUGUUUGACCGUGUUCUUCCCGCUCCUCCGCUUCAAGUUGGUCUUGUUGGCCGAGUUCCACCACCGCCACCACCGCCACCACCACGUCGACGUUCUCGCUCUCGUGAUCGUCCCAGACUUGUCUUCUCCAACAUCGGAGGUUCAGCUCGUCGUAGAACUCGUUCAGCUCCACCUGCUAUCCAAGAUGUUCCAGCGGUGCCUGUGAGAAGAAGUGAUUCGAUGCUAACUAAUCCACCAUCUCCAGUCGGUACUCGUACCGGUGCAGUGUUCACUGCCACUUUGCCAAUGAUCACUCCUAUCGGAGGACCAUCAGCUGCUUCCCAAAUCGGUGGUACAGCUCCCGUGACAACUGAACCUGCAACAAGUGUGCUGAAUCGAGGAUUCAUUGAGACACUUACUUCUACUUCUCGAGCAACAAUCGGAUCUUCAGAGUCUAGAAGAUUGUCGACUGCUUCACAAGCAUCGACAUCAUUGAACAGUGAGAUGACUAUCCAAACAACAGCAACUGCAUCGCCGGAACGUCUUCCAGCUCCUCCAGGAAAUCCCCCAGCAAGAGUUGCACCUUCUUCUCUCAAUGAGCAGAACAACAACGACAACGGACCAACUCAAAAUGGAAAUGAGCACUGAAUUUUCUAUUAGAUCAAUAAAGCAUUUCUCGGAGCCAA
Messenger RNA from Caenorhabditis elegans, 2000 nucleotides. It is a transcript of the gene W03B1.9, whose product is annotated as F-box domain-containing protein. The record is from RefSeq and is marked reviewed. Bases 61 to 1962 code for a protein of 633 amino acids. NCBI's taxonomy places the organism in Eukaryota, Metazoa, Nematoda, Chromadorea, Rhabditida, Rhabditidae. The transcript has 10 exons.